Messenger RNA from Geodia barretti, 846 nucleotides. The record is from the annotation of a GenBank genome assembly. Lineage: Eukaryota; Metazoa; Porifera; Demospongiae; Tetractinellida; Geodiidae.
CAGCGACGCAGUGUGUAUAUGCGAUAUGUGAACGAGCAACUCCGUGCCUGUGGCCAGCUCUGAGGGGACCACCCUCUCAUUAGGCUGAUCCAGCAAUGCAUGCACAACGACACCCACAAACGUCCGGGCAUUCGCGAGGUGCUGCGUCUGUUGGAGGAGGCCAGAGCUGGAGCCAGAGACAACGGAUGGGAAGAGGUGCAAGCCUGUCAGAGUGAGCCCAGGAGCCAGGUUACGAGUUUGGAUAGAGAUAUGGAGUCUCGUGUGCAGGAACUACAGCAAGAAUUGCAGUCCAAGAACCAGGAGAAUGCUGAACUGCAGCAACAGCUACAGUCUAUUAACCAGAAUUUGGAGACAAGAACUCCAGUCACGUACGGAGGCCAAGGACAGGGAGCUAGCUGAGGUUCAGCAGCAACUGAGACAGAGGGAAGAGCAGAGUGGCAGGGAUAGGCGAGAGAUGAGACGAGAGAUAGAAGCAGAGUUCAGAAUGACUAUCAGAAGAGAGGAAGAAGAGGAGAGAGAACCUGUGCUCCAGAGACUGCGCAACGCCAUUUCUCUGGACGAUAUAAAAGAGAAGCUAUCCUUCAUUAAAGAUUUCAUCUCUGCUUGUCUCUGCCUGUGCUGUGAGAUGAGGUGUUACACAGAAGGACAGAAGAAGUGGAGACUGAUUUUCAUUGCACUCAACAUCCUCUACCUGAUGAUUGGGGCGACACUAAUUGGAAUAGGGUCGUGGCUCGUUACUAGGGGAUUCGACUACACUUUAGCCACGACUAUUCUAGCUUGCUCUACAUUCUCCCUGGGAUCUUCGCCGUGCUGUUAUCUCUCGUAGGGAUAAUUGGCACUCUUGGA